AAUUAGAUGGCGAUAGUUCAUUCCUAUGUAAAUAGUGCAGUUUUUAAACAAAGAUAGGAGAGCUGUGAUUUAUAAGCAGUCGUCAACUGUUAUGUCGAAUCAGUGUGUGCAGUAUCCUAUGUUGCUACUAAUAAACAGUAAAUGUGUUUCAUGAUAUAUUUAUGAAAUUAAAGAGCACACUUCCACGAAUUCGAAGUCGUUGAGGACGUGGACUGGGAGUCUCAUUGCAGCGAAAAUGUGGACUGAAGUGAAUGCAACUUUUCGUCAGCCACUUUGCCUUGUGCUGUGUCAUAUGGACUUCCAAAAUAGUGAGGUAGCGCAGCGGGCCCCGGGACAGCCGGCGCUGCCCAUUCACGAGCAGACGGGGUUCCCUCGCACCGCGCCGAGUCUGCCGCCGCCGGAGAACGGGGCGCUCGGCGGGAUGUACGGCGGGCCGCAGUUGGCGUACGUGGGCGGGCCGCAGCCGCCGCCGCUCAUGCCCGCGCUGCGCCCCGGCGCCGAACCCAGGGGCCACGGCAAGAAGCUGGCCAGCCGCUGUCGCCUGCUGCGCACCAGCCUCUCCUACCAGACCAAGCAGUUCUUCGACAACAGCACCCUGCACGGCGUGCGCUACAUCCGCGAGGAAGGGCGGCCGUUUUGCGAGAGGUUCAUGUGGUUCUGCUUCACGUCGAUCGGCGGCGUGGCCACGCUCAUCAUCAUCGCAUCCCUGUGGGAGAAGUUCCAGACCAACCCCACCAUCACCGGCCUCGACACCGACUUCCACAACUGGGACGUGCCCUUCCCGGCGGUGGCGCUGUGCCCGGUGCACGCGGGAAACCACUCGGCCAUCGAGGAAUACGUGCAGGCUAAUUACGAGGGCGACCCGGACGUUUUGGAGUUUCUGAAUGCUGUGGCAAAUUUUUCCUAUCGUGGGAUACCGGCCUUUAAGAACAUCGUGGAGAAGAAAAAAGGAAUGCUGACCGAUAAACCCCUACGAGAAUAUCAAAAAAUGGUGUACAUCCAGAGCAACGACGAAGCGCCCAUCGUGGACGUGUCGCCGCAGCACGAGUGGAUGUACCAGCUGAAGAAGCUGUCCUUCUCCGCCAAGCAGACGUACACCACUUCGGACGCGCGCCAGCUGUCCAUCCGCCAGCGCCGCUGCGUCUUCCCCGACGAGAUCAAGCUCGACACCGACUCCAUCUACACGUACACUUCGUGCAUGAGCCAGUGCCGCCUGCGCCGCCUGCUCAAGCUGUGCGGCUGCGCGCCCUUCUUCUACGCCACCAUCAGCGUUUAAAAUGGAAAGUGCAUUUAAGAUUGCGAGUUGACUGAAAGCAGUGCAAGAUGCUGAUGCGAGGCGGCGGUGGC
Molecule: messenger RNA, 1347 nt
Organism: Gryllus bimaculatus (two-spotted cricket)
Lineage: Eukaryota; Metazoa; Arthropoda; Insecta; Orthoptera; Gryllidae
Source: the annotation of a GenBank genome assembly